This is a messenger RNA of Triticum aestivum (bread wheat), 1369 nucleotides long. Its product is annotated as NAC domain-containing protein 43. Gene Ontology annotation, molecular function: DNA binding. The coding region runs from base 77 to 1282 and encodes 401 amino acids. The transcript has 3 exons. The record is from RefSeq and is a predicted model, not a curated record. NCBI's taxonomy places the organism in Eukaryota, Viridiplantae, Streptophyta, Magnoliopsida, Poales, Poaceae. Gene Ontology annotation, biological process: regulation of DNA-templated transcription.
ACAACUUCAUUCCCCUCCACUCGCCACCAUCAUCUUCCCUCCCCUCCUGCUCCCUCCCUCCGGUCAACCAUCCACCAUGAGCAUCUCCGUGAACGGGCAGUCGGUGGUGCCGCCGGGGUUCCGGUUCCAUCCGACGGAGGAGGAGCUGCUCACCUACUACCUCGCCAAGAAGGUGGCCUCGCAGCGCAUCGACCUCGACGUCAUCCGCGACGUCGACCUCAACAAGCUCGAGCCAUGGGACAUCCAAGAGCGCUGCCGGAUCGGCACAGGCCCGCAGAACGACUGGUACCUUUUCAGCCACAAGGACAAGAAGUACCCCAUGGGGACGCGCACCAACCGCGCCACCGCAGCCGGGUUCUGGAAGGCCACCGGCCGGGACAAGGCCAUCUACUCCGCCGCCGGCUCCGGCCGCAUCGGCAUGCGCAAGACCCUCGUCUUCUACAAGGGCCGCGCCCCACACGGCCGCAAGUCCGACUGGAUCAUGCACGAGUACCGCCUCGAGGACGCCGUCCCCGUCAACCCCGGCGACGCCACCUACUACUCCAGUGCCUCAUUCCCGAUACACGGCGUGGUUGGCGACCAGUCGUCGACGCAGGAGGACGGGUGGGUCAUCUGUCGGGUGUUCAAGAAGAAGAACAUCGUCGCGCAACGCCAAGCUGGCCAGAACCAUGGCGGUGGCGGCGCAGCGUCCAACAAGCUAGUCGGCGCCGGUGCCAUGGAGCGCAGCGAGAGCAACUGCUCGUCGAUGUUGGCCGCCGCCAGCGACCACGCCAAGGCGCAGAUGACGCACUGCUCCGGCAGCGACGACGGGCUCGACCACAUCCUCAGCUACAUGGGCCGCUCAUCCACGACAUCGUGCAGGCAGGAGACCAAGCCCACCAACCCAUCGUCGUCAGUACUGGACCACCUGAUCAACAGAGUGUGCCACAGCGGCAGCAGCACCCUGUACGACAAGUUCAUGAAGCUCCCGCCGCUCGAGCACGUCGUGCCUGGCCGGCUCCUACCGCCACCGCCCGAGUACAGUGGUGACUGGGAGGCUCUCGACCGGCUCGCUGCCUAUGAGCUCAGCGGCCUCUCUAACCCUGCGUUGGCUGAGACGAUGAACGACAUGUCCUACAUCGCCGAUGAGCUCGGUGGUGCCGCCUCCUACUCCGGCGGUGGCACGCUACACCCCCCCUCCUUCACCGGGGCCGGCGAUGGUGACUUGUGGAGCCUGGCGCGGCCGGUGUCAUCGCUACACGCAGACUUGACGAUGACCUGGUUUAAGGCUGUCGGAUGCUGACACUGUCCUAGCCCAAACUUGGCCUUUUUUGUUUAUAAGGAAAUUUUUAUAUAUCAAACUAAUACAAUCGCACCAAUUGAAUGUGAA